This is a messenger RNA of Danio rerio (zebrafish), 804 nucleotides long. It is a transcript of the gene rpl17, whose product is annotated as ribosomal protein L17. The record is from RefSeq and is marked validated. Gene Ontology annotation, cellular component: large ribosomal subunit; ribosome; cytoplasm. Gene Ontology annotation, biological process: translation. NCBI's taxonomy places the organism in Eukaryota, Metazoa, Chordata, Actinopteri, Cypriniformes, Danionidae. Gene Ontology annotation, molecular function: structural constituent of ribosome.
UAUGAAUCCACUGCAGCGAUGCUUAAAAUAAUCCAUUUAAUAUCGCCAUCAUCAUAAACAUAUACAUCCAAAUAUCACAUCGACACGUUUAGUAAACUUAUAAACAAUAAUCUCAGAGAGUAUGAAUUGAUAUAAGGUAUAAAUCAUGAUGAUAUUUUCUGGAAGGACGAGCGUCAGUGUUCUGCCAUUUUCCAGAGCCCGUGGAGAUCUCUGAAAAUGGUCCGCUACUCUCUCGACCCAGAGAACCCGACUAAAUCAUGCAAGUCGAGGGGCUCCAACCUUCGUGUUCACUUCAAGAACACCCGUGAAACCGCUCAGGCCAUCAAGGGCAUGCACAUCCGCAAGGCUAACAAGUACCUGAAGGAUGUGAUCGUCAAGCACCAGUGUGUUCCCUUCCGUCGCUACAACGGUGGUGUUGGCCGCUGUGCUCAGGCUAAGCAGCAUGAUUGGACACAGGGACGCUGGCCUAAGAAGAGCGCAGAGUUCCUCCUGCACAUGCUGAAGAACGCAGAAAGCAAUGCUGAGCUCAAGGGUUUGGAUGUGGACUCUCUGGUGAUCGAGCACAUCCAGGUAAACAAGGCCCCAAAGAUGCGGCGACGUACCUACCGCGCUCACGGACGCAUCAACCCCUACAUGAGCUCCCCUUGCCAUAUCGAGAUGAUCCUCACCGAGAAGGAGCAGAUCGUUCCCAAACCUGAGGAGGAAGUUUCUCAGAAGAAAAAGGUUUCUCAGAAGAAACUGAAGAAGCAGAAGCUUAUGGCUCGGGAGUAAAUGUAAAUAAAGUCCAACAUUCGUACUACACCA